This is a messenger RNA of Suillus paluster, 2655 nucleotides long. RefSeq lists its product as uncharacterized. The record is from RefSeq and is a predicted model, not a curated record. The transcript is spliced from 4 exons. Gene Ontology annotation, molecular function: nucleic acid binding. Bases 1 to 2490 code for a protein of 829 amino acids. Lineage: Eukaryota; Fungi; Basidiomycota; Agaricomycetes; Boletales; Suillaceae.
AUGACUUCUGCAUCUCCUCCUCUUAUUGAGCUAGCAAAUGUCCAGUUACUAUCACGCUCUGAUUCCGACACUUUCGUAGAGUCGGAGAGCGCUAGCCUCAGCGUUCUUGCAGACGUCGAUCCCCAGAUUAUCGAAGCCCUCAAAAGUAAAGAUAGGAUAUACGUCCUGAAGCUCGGAGAGCAGAUGGAGAGUUUAAUCAAUGACCGAAGCUUUAGGACUCGGCUCGAUCUGAUGCCUGCUACUUCAUAUCAGCGCCUUUUGGUGCACAGAUGCUCUGCCUACUAUAAAUUGGCGCCAGAGACUGACCCCGUAUCGAAGACGAUUAGCGUCAUUCCUACACUGGAUAGUAGAAUCCCCACCCGUCGCAUAGCAGCGCUCGUUCCUGCCCAGCUUUCUUCCACUCACCCAACUAUCAAGAUCAUGCGUCGAUCAACGACCGAUCGUGGUCGGUCAAAACCACACUCACAGGCUGGCUCCAUUGCUGGAGAAGAUCUUGACCUUUCUGAUGUAGAGCCUUCCGAAUCCGGAAGCCAGGGUGGUCGAAGUAAUGCUACUGGCAGUAGCAAGAAGCAUAAGACCAUCGCAGAACGCGAGGCCGCGUAUAAUGAAGCACGUUCACGCAUUUUUAUGGAUUUCGAGGAGAGAGAAAAAGGCAAGGAGAAGGACUUGAGCGCUAGCUGCUCGACGAUAAGCCUUACUUCUGGCUCUGUAACGAGUGCUGGGGAGACCAGCAGUACUGGCGACCUUGACAUUGAAUCUGUUAGCUCCCCUACUACGGAAAGCGAGUGGUCUGGACCUGCCGUACGCGAUAAAAGGGACAGCAAACGGUCAAAUGGGUCUACACGAAGCCUGCGAUCGAGUGCACCUGUAUUUAACGUCUGUGGUUCAAGUAGCUCCCGAGGCUCAAGAGCACCCUCACCGUCGUCUUUCAAAUACCCUACUCUGUAUGAACCAUCCCCGGCGGCUCCCCCGUACGAUGGGGCUCAGCCCCCUGUUCAACCUGGUUAUGUCAAUCCUUAUGUGUACGCAUACCCUCAGCCACCACCUCCCUCAAACUAUAUUCCUGGUUAUCCUUACUACGCCCCUUAUCCGUACCCUCACCCGCAAGCUCCGAUGCACGCGCCAGACAACUCGGCUGUGCAUGGGACAAUGGAGGCGUAUCCUUCUCCCCAACAUGUCGCGCAUCCAAGCGUUUACGUACCGUACACGUGGUCACCCGCUCAGCAACAACAGCAACUCCCUCAUCCUCCCUUGCAGCAUACGGCGCAGCAACCUCCUAAUCAAUCGGUCGCGCCACCAGCGUCGCAGUACUCCACUUUCACGCCUCCUGUACCGCCUUAUGGACCAUACCCCAUGCCUGGCUACUUUCCUCAGCCCCCUCACAUACCACACGUACAAUCGUCACCUCCUACAGUUCAAAAUCAUGGACACUAUCCGGGAAAUGGAUACAUGAACGGUACUGGGGGCAACGACACCAUGCCCCUGAAUCGGUCUUAUCCUGGUGAUCUGACCCAAUCGCCUUCAAUGGGUCCCAAACCUCGUGGAGCUCCUCCGGCUCGUAGUGCCUGGAGUUAUGGUCCAGGGGUUGGUAUGGGUGGCUUCGGUGUGAAUAACAUGUCAGGCAGCCGUCCUAGUGGCGGUGAGGUGGUAGGCCCACGUCUGAGUUCAUCGGUUAGAAGACCUUCUGGUAAUUCGAACGCAAGCGCUGGUGGCAGGACACUAGCGGGUGACGAAGCAUCGUCAACAGCCGUGAGUUAUUUUACACGGCUCUGCUCCUUUGUUAUCGACUCAUUUCCCCUAUUGCAGUCAUCUUCUACGACUUCAUCAUCCUCACGGAGGACAUUCACGUCAACCUCAUCUCAACAUCCUUUACCCGCAAGACCCGAUUGGGCCGUUGGCCUGAAACCCCAACCUACACUUCACGCAACCCAUCCCCGGCAUCACGAUCACUCGAUAAAUUCCCGAACAAUGUCUCCCGCCAGGAACAAUUCCCAACGCGGUCAUCAAAACCCACCUGCCUCACUUCAUCCCACGGAUUUCCCUCCUCUGUCGACCAUGUCCCCCGCGGCUGAGAAACGCAUACCAGCUGUCGCAGGCGUCUGGACCAACUCAUCAUCGACUCGAUCCAUUCUCAUGCCGGGCAAUAACAUUUCACAUGGAAACCCACCCGCCAAUCAUUCCAACACGCAAUCUGGUGUGAUAGGUACUCUGUGUAAUACCCGACUCGAGGACACAGAUGGUGGAUUCGAAAGGCCGCCGCCCAAGGGAAAUGUAGAGUUAUUCAACCCGAAGGGAGUAUGGAAACCUGGGGGGCCCCAGAGCCGCAGUCCACCAGGGGGCUCACAGGACAAGGACAAGAUGGAGAAACUACGCGGCGAGGCUGUUGCUAACGCUAUCUUGGUGGACAAAAUGGCGAUGGUAUCAGUGGAAGAUAAUGAUGCUAGCUCAAACGCACCGAAAAUUUCUCCUCCUGUUGCUCUGGCGACUUAGGAUUUAGUGAUGCCACCCCAUGUUGUGCAUAUUGUUUUGCGCUAGCUAAGUCUGCAUGUCGUUGCUAUCGUUGCAUGUAUCCGCACAAGGGAAUUGGAGGUUGUUUUCACUAGAUAUAUUACAAAAAUGUGUAAACAUAUAAUACAAGUCCUUUUUGCCCAUGAA